AGGAGGUCCAGCCCUGCACAAGCGCUGGAGGGGGUAAAAAGAGUACAGUAGUCGCAUGAAGUUUCGGAGAGUUUCGAAAUUCUCACGUGGGCCGUUUUUAUUUGUGUGCUCGGGUCCUUAAUAACUGCAUUUAAUAACCGUGAGUCAAAGUGGGGCUGCGCUGUGGCGGAGUCGUGGGCGAGGAGGGUAGUGCAGUUACGCUCCUGUAGGGACUUUAUUUACGGAGUUAAUUCAGCGCACAAGACACACAUGGACGAGCACCAACGGGAGCUCUUUUCUCAGAGAUAUCUUUACUGGCGGCGUGAAUGGCAUCUGAGGUUCAGGGGGUCGUGACUAAUGAGCAGUCGUGCGCAGUGAUAAGCUGCUGAGAUGGUGCCGGAGGUUCUUAAACGUAAUGCAAAGAAGACAUCGUUCAAGCGCCUUAUGAAAACAUAUACCGGAUUUGAAUAAAGUUACGUGGAUGGAUUGUUUUUUAUGAGCCCAACUCACUGACAGCCUCGAAGAAACUAUAUAAACUUGGAGCUGAAGCGUCUUUACUGAUUAUCUGAUUAUAGCCACAAUUCAGGACAGUGGGCGAGAAUCGCAAGAAGCGUUUUGUUUUGGGAAGAUAUGCGCGCUCGGGGGGAGGUUUUGCGGUGGGCUGCCUUAUUGACGCUCUUCCUUCUGUCAGUCCAAGGUUUCCCCACCAAAAAGCACAGGACAAGUAACCCUAAGACGAGGAGCAGCGCGUCUUUGGCGGCUGGAGGCCAGGCCGGCUCCGUAGAUGUCGGGCAGAUGCUCGAGGAGCUCCAACAGGAGAACCAGCUGAGGAGUAAAUCGCCUCCACACCAGCACAAGCGGAGAUGGUCUCAGCUGCGCUCAGACAGAGCUCUCUCCAAGCCUGUGCCCAAGGAAGAGGAGCCGUUCAUCUUAGAUCUGAAGAACUUUCCUGACCUUGCCAAUGCUGACCUGGGCUCACAGAAUCCAAACAUUCAGGUGACCAUCGAGGUUGUGGACGAUCCUCAGACGGAGGUCGAGAUGGACCUGGCCAAGGAGGGCAGGAACGACUGGCCCCUGAGCUCCGAGGAGUGGCUGGGUCACAAGAAGCUCUUCUGGCCGCUCUUCUGGGAGUACCGCGACUCCAGCGAGGAGAGCCCGGACCGGGCCAGUCUGGAGGACAACGGGGAGGACCUAGACUAUGACGGGGACGACUCUCUUCUGAGUGGAGUGGGACUGGACUGGGGCAACCGCCGGAAGGGCUGGGACUCAGUGGAGAAUUACGAGUACGAGGAGGAGGAGUGGAGCGACUGGUCGCCGUGCAGCGUCACUUGCGGCCACGGCAACCAGAAGAGGGUCCGCUCAUGCGGAUACGCUUGCACCGCUACUGAGUCGCGCACGUGUGAGCUGCAACACUGCCCCGGUGACGUGAACGCCGUGACGGAGCUCGCGCCGCAUCGGACGGCGAACGGCACUGACGCUCUCGAUACAGAUGUGGACAGCUGCGAGAAGUGGCUGAGCUGCAAGAACGACUUCCUGCAGAAGUACCUCCACCAGGUCCUGACCGAGCUCCCGGGCUGCCCGUGCGCCUACCCCUCCGAGGUCGUCUACAGCGCCGUCAACGUCUUCGACGAGCGGCUGCAGAAGUCGUACCGCUGGCGCGACGCCAGCGGCCCCAAGGAGCGCCUGGACAUCUACAAACCGUCGGCGCGCUCGUGUGUGCGCUCCAUGCUGUCGCUGGACAGCACCACGCUGGCGGCGCAGCACUGCUGCUAUGACGAGCGCAUGCGGCUGAUCACGCGCGGCAAAGGUGCCGGCGCGCCCAACCUCAUCAGCACCGAGUUCUCGCCGGAGCUCCACUACAAGGUGGACGUGCUGCCCUGGAUCCUGUGCAAGGGAGACUGGAGCCGCUUCCACCAGGUCCGGCCGCCCAACAACGGGCUGCGGUGUCCCGAGAACCCCCGGGAGGACGUCUACAUCAACGAGCUGGAGGAGGCGCGGGAGUACUGA
This is a messenger RNA of Electrophorus electricus (electric eel), 1986 nucleotides long. It is a transcript of the gene ism2a, whose product is annotated as isthmin 2a. The record is from RefSeq and is a predicted model, not a curated record. NCBI's taxonomy places the organism in Eukaryota, Metazoa, Chordata, Actinopteri, Gymnotiformes, Gymnotidae.